AUGUCCUCGAGUAGGGCCAAGAAAGUGAAGAUGGCCACCAAGUCCUGCCCGGAGUGCGACCAGCAGGUCCCUGUUGCAUGUAAAUCAUGUCCCUGUGGCUACAUAUUUAUUAGCCGAAAACUCUUACAUGCUAAACGUGCUGAGAGAUCACCACCCAUCACAGAAAACAAGAGUGAGGCCAAAAGGAGACGGACAGAGAGAGUUAAGCGAGAGAAGAUAAAUUCUGCAGUAAAUAAAGACUUAGAAAACAGAAAAAGAUCCAGGUCUAACAGCCAUUCAGAUCAUAGCAGACGAGGAAGAGGAAGACCUAAGAGUGCGUCAGCCAAAAAGCACGAGGAAGAAAGAGAGAAACAAGAAAAAGAAGUUGACAUGUAUGCUAACCUUUCAGAUGAGAAGGCCUUCGUAUUUUCAGUGGCCUUGGCGGAAAUAAACAGAAAAAUAAUCAACCAAAGACUUAUUCUGUAACU
This is a messenger RNA of Indicator indicator, 467 nucleotides long. It is a transcript of the gene HDIP1, whose product is annotated as chromosome 19 C16orf87 homolog. Bases 1 to 465 code for a protein of 154 amino acids. The record is from RefSeq and is a predicted model, not a curated record. The transcript has 4 exons. Lineage: Eukaryota; Metazoa; Chordata; Aves; Piciformes; Indicatoridae.